UCACAGGCAAGAUGAAGGUACUGUCCCUGCUAACCACUCUUCUGAUUUUCGGUCCCAGCAUCCAGAAAAAAUGUGUUCUAAAACAAGCUUUUCUCCAAUCUGGUUUACUAAAUAACAGCUGUCAAGUAACCUUUCCUCCCUGUGACAGUUGUAAUUUAAAUUCCGCCUUUGCUGAAGAGACUUGUAAGGAUAUUCUAAAGAAAUUUCCCAAUGCAACAGAUGGCUUGUAUACACUUAAAACAAAAAGUGGGUUAACGUAUCAAACAUUCUGUGAUAUGACAACUAAUAAUGGUGGAUGGACAUUAGUGGCAAGUGUCCAUGAAAACAAUGUAUUUGGCAAAUGUACGUAUGGUGAUCGCUGGUCAAGCACACAGGGAAAUUCCAUGCAUCUUCCCGACGGAGAUAAAAACUGGGUAAACUAUGCCACAUUUGGGAAUGCGGAAGGAGCAACCAGUGAUGACUACAAGAAUCCUGGCUACUAUAGCAUAAAGGCUAGAAAUAUCAAUAUCUAUCAUGUUCCAAAUCAAACACCAUUCAGGGACUGGAAGAAUCGUACUCUUUACAGAUACCAUACAGAAAACAAUUUCCUUGAUACUUAUGGUGGAAACUUGUUUGAACUAUUUCAGAGAUUUCCAGUCAAAUUUCAUAGUGGGAGAUGUUUGACUGAUAAUGGACCAUUUGCACCUAUUGUGUAUGACUAUGGAAAUAACGACACAGUUAACAACCUUUACUCUAUCCUUGGGAAAUAUGAGUUUGUUCCAGGGUUUGUACAGUUCAGAGUGUUCAACUAUGAGAGAGCUGCAAUGGCAAUUUGCUCAGGAAUGAAGGUGACUGGUUGUAGUACUGAGCAUCACUGCAUUGGAGGAGGCGGUUAUUUCCCAAAGGGUGAUCCCCUACAAUGUGGAGAUUUCCCAGCAUUUGACUGGAAUGGAUAUGGGACACAUACUGGUUGGAGCUGCACAAAGGAGAUCACAGAUGCUGCAGUACUGAUAUUUUAUCGAUAAAAUAAAUUUUACUGAAUGCAAACUGCAGUUUCAUGUCAAGAAUGAGAAUAUGUCGUGUUGUGUAGUCCUCAUUAUGCACACAAUUUAAAAUAUGAAAUGAAAAUACAUAUAUUUACAAAAUUAAACAGUUAACUCUAAUAUUAGCAAUUUAAUUUUGUUGAGUGUUGUGAAAGAAAAGAGAAAAGUAAGAAUAACUAGAAAUAUUUAAAAAAUCAUAGGAUCCACCAUUAAAAAGUAUAGCAUCCUGAAAUAUCAUUAAAAAAAUCAAAACUAUAUACUAAAGGGCAUUUUCAAUAAUGUUAUAUUGAAAGAGUGCUUUUACUGUAAUAUAUAGAAAUAAAUGUUUAAACUAAAACAUAAGUGUGCUUUUGGACUUGGCUUUAUUAACUGGCUAUAAAUGGCUGUUUACAGUUAAUAUACUUAAAAGGCUUAAUAAAGGCUACAGAUGUUUAACAACUGGGAUUUCAGUCAUUACUGUAAAAAAAUUCCUAAAAAUAAAAAUAAAACUUAAAUAAACUAUAAUUUGCUUUCAUUAUAAUGCAUAAUUUUAAUAUACAGAAUUCACUGUUACUAUUUGUAACAUCUGCACCACUAAUAAUUAACUGAUUUCACUGACAAUGUAUAGUAUUUGCCAGGUUUCUUUUUCAUAGCUUUAUUAAGACUUGCUGUGUUCUGACUGACAGAAAUCCUGUCUGAAUUUUGCAGCAGAUUAAUAAUAAAGUUUGCACAUUUA
Molecule: messenger RNA, 1737 nt
Organism: Protopterus annectens (West African lungfish)
Lineage: Eukaryota; Metazoa; Chordata; Ceratodontiformes; Protopteridae
Product: intelectin-1-like
Exons: 7
Coding region: 12-1004 (330 amino acids)
Molecular function (GO): oligosaccharide binding
Source: RefSeq, a predicted model, not a curated record